Molecule: messenger RNA, 1769 nt
Organism: Lucilia sericata (common green bottle fly)
Lineage: Eukaryota; Metazoa; Arthropoda; Insecta; Diptera; Calliphoridae
Product: synaptic vesicle glycoprotein 2C-like
Exons: 8
Coding region: 188-1684 (498 amino acids)
Biological process (GO): transmembrane transport
Cellular component (GO): membrane
Molecular function (GO): transmembrane transporter activity
Source: RefSeq, a predicted model, not a curated record
UAAACUGGAUUUUAUAUGAAAAAGAUUUCAAAAAGAACGGCUCAAAUGAAAUGCAACCCUCUGGCGAACAACAUGUACGAUCCUUAAUAAGAUCAACAGAAAAUUUACGAAUGCCUGAUCAAGAAGAUGGAGCUAUAAUGGCAGGUGAUAUACCACAAAAACUAGAGAAUGGCAAUGCUAAUGGUUUAUGGAUUAUGAGGAAAUUUUGGAAAUACUAGGUUUUGGAAAAACGCAAUGGAUUUUAUUGCUGGUCAGUGGCUUAUUGACCAUGACUUCUAUGUCUGCUGUUUUAUCGGUUGGUAUAAUAGGCAUUGCCUCACAGUGUGAAUUUGAUAUAACACAAAAAGAAAGGGGUAUAAUGAUGGCGUCUUGUGUGACGGGUGUGGUUAUCUCAACCUAUUUUUGGGGCUGUAUGAGUGAUGUUUGGGGUAGACGCACGGUUUUAUUAUGGUCCAUGUUUGUUUCAAACUUCCUGCAAUUCGUAAUAAUGUUUGUAACCAAUAUUUGGUUAUACAAUAUUAUAAAUCUUGUAAUGGGAAUCAGUUUAGGUGGUAUAUUAGGUGCCAUGUAUCCGUAUCUUAGUGAGUUCAAUACGGCUAGAUAUCGUGCUAUAGUUAUAAAUUAUUCUACUAUGUUUGUUAGUGUAACAGUUAUGUUUGUGCCAGCCAUUUCCUGGUUGGUGCUGUCCUACAAUUGGUCCUUUGAAAUAUCUGAUUCAUUUACCUUCAAACCCUGGCGUUUGAUUAUAUUGUUAAGUAUGCUGCCUGGUUUUAUUGGUGCUUUAAUAUUGUUACCCUUUCCUGAAAGUCCAAAACUUUUAUUGGCCCAUGACAAACAAGAUGAAGCUUUAAAAGCUCUCUAUUGGAUUUCGAAAUUUAAUACUGGCAAAAGUUUAGAGGUUAUGCUAAAGACUACGAAAAUUUAUUUAAAAACAGAAGAGUUAGCAGAUGCUGAUUUGCUAACAAUGGGUUCGGGUUUCUCUGUUAUCACGAAAAUAUGGAAAGCUACAGUACCACUGUUCCAUAAACCUCAUGGCACGAAUGUUAUCUUAGCUGUUAUAGCUUUUCUGGGCAUAAUGUUUUGUUCCAGUGGUAUGCAGGUAUGGUUUCCCGAAAUAGUUAAUCGUUCAGUUGGUGGUUCAGUAUGGGGUAAUAGCACAACAUUGUGUGAAAUUUUAGAUGAAUCCUAUAGACGUGAUCGUUUGAAUGUAACAAAUGAAGAGGGUGAUAUAAGUCUAGUUUGUGAUGAUACCAUUUCCCCUAAAACCUAUAUCAAUAACAUGAUCAUGGGUUUAGCCUUUCUGGUGGGAUUUUCCGUACAGGGUAUGCUAUUAAGACCUUUGGGUAGAAAAAAUGUUUUAAUUGGCGGCAUACUGAUAGGAGCUUUAUGUGGCAUAUUAUUUAAUAUCAUCACUAACACAACGGGUAUUUUGAUAUUACUUUGUUUGUGUAUCUUGUUACCGGGCCUGGGGGUUUCGGUUAUGUGUGGCAUCAUAGUGGAUUUAGUGCCCACACAUUUUAGAGGAAAAGCCGUCAGUUUGGGUUUUACCUUGGGCCGCAUCGGCACUAUAGUGGCCACAAAUUUAUUUGCCGCUAUGUUACAGCCAUAUUGUGCGGGCAUUUUUGGCAUAAUUACUUGUGUACUUUUUGUUUGUGCUGGCAUCGUUUAUUAUUUGCCGAUUUAGUAUAAAAACAAUUUUUUACAAAUUAAAAUUAAGUAGUUUGUAGUUGUUAAAUAUAUAAGAUAAACUAAUAAAUAAGUUAUAAAUU